AUGCUGGUGAAAACACUCCUCAUAAUCAUCACUCUGUACUUGCUCUUUCCAACGAUUCAUGCAAAUCCUCUGAAUAACGUUGCAUUGCAAUGUUGUGGAUCGAACGCAUCACAGUGCUGCUUAUCACACUUGAUUGCUAAUGAACCGCUGUUUGGUUGCGGAGAACCGACUGAAGUCAGCGAUAUGACUGUUUGUGUUGAGGAAUUGUUGUGGAAUGAAUCCAUUUUCAGCUAUAGACUGGAUGAAUGCUGUCAAUACUUAUAUCCGAGCGAAUGUUCAUCCAGCUGUCGGCAAUAUCUGCAAACGCCAACUCGAAGUGUCGCCUCUAAGCUAUCCUUUACGGUCAACUGUCCACUACCCGAUCAAAUUCCACUCGACGACAAUUGCGUGGCCAGUAUCAAACGUAAACUGCAUAAAUGCUUCGGUGUGUGCAUCAACCGAAGAGGUGUACAUCUUCCGUACGAACCACACGCUCACUGUCCGGCAGUAUCUGAUCCUGAAGAGCUCGACCCUUGCAUCGGCGAUGAGAUUUAG
This is a messenger RNA of Anisakis simplex (herring worm), 534 nucleotides long. Lineage: Eukaryota; Metazoa; Nematoda; Chromadorea; Rhabditida; Anisakidae. The record is from the annotation of a GenBank genome assembly.